GAGGUGAGGUCUUCCAGCCUGGCCCGGGGCCAGCCCCUGGGAGCAGUGCAGCGCCAAGCUGUGCCCUGUCCAUAACUACAGACUUUGACCCUGAGCUCCAGUCCCGGCUAGCAGGCGGAGGGCUAAGGACGGGACGCCCCAGAAUCAGGAGCCUCCCCUCAGGAGACAGGACCCUGUGCUCACAGCAGCUGCCUCUUUUCUCCUGAAGCUUGACACACCAGGUGCUGGGGGACAGAAGGAGGCUGCCAUGUACUGAAGGCCUACUCUGUGCCAGGCAUUGUACCAGGAACUGUUGCCAAGCCGGUCAUUUCAUCUUCAGGGCACCCCCGUGAGACGAGGCUGGCACAAUGCGCGUGGUAGUGAUCGGAGCUGGGGUUAUUGGGCUGUCCACCGCCCUCUGCAUUCAUGAGCGCUACCACUCAGCCCUGCAGUCGCUGGACAUAAAGGUCUAUGCAGACCGCUUCACCCCGCUCACCAACACCGACGUGGCUGCCGGCCUUUGUCAGCCCUACGUCUCCGAUCACAGCAACCCACAGGAAAAGCAUUGGAACCAGCAGACCUUCGACUAUCUCCUGAGCCACAUCCAUUCUCCCAAUGCUGCAAACAUGGGCCUGGCCCUAAUCUCAGGCUACAACCUCUUCUGUGAAGCUGUUCCGGACCCUUUCUGGAAGGACACUUAUCUGGGAUUUCGGAAACUGACCCCAAGAGAGCUGGACAUGUUCCCUGGUUACAGCUAUGGCUGGUUCAAUACAAGCCUGAUUCUGGAAGGGAGGAGAUAUCUACAGUGGCUGACUGAAAGGUUAACUGACAGGGGAGUGAAGUUCUUCCAGAGGAAGGUGGAGUCUUUUGAGGAGCCCACCUGCCCUGUUGGUUGCUGCCAGGUAGCAAGAGGAGGCGCCGAUGUGAUUAUCAACUGCACCGGCGUGUGGGCUGGGGCGCUGCAACCAGACCCCCUGCUGCAGCCAGGUCGAGGGCAGAUCAUUAAGGUAGAUGCUCCUUGGAUGAAGCACUUCAUUAUCACCCAUGACCUCCGGGGGGGCAUGUACAAGUCGCCGUACAUCAUCCCAGGGACCCAGGCAGUGACUCUUGGAGGCAUCUUCCAGCUGGGGAACUGGAGUGAGAUAAACAAUAUUCAAGACCACAACACCAUCUGGGAAGGCUGCUGCAGACUGGAGCCCACGCUGAAGGAUGCCAAAAUUAUUGCUGAAUGGACUGGCUUCCGGCCAGUGCGCCCGCAGAUUCGUCUAGAAAGAGAACAGCUUCACUUUGGAUCUUCAAACAUAGAGGUCAUCCACAACUAUGGCCACGGAGGCUACGGGAUCACCAUCCACUGGGGCUGUUCGCUGGAGGCGGCCAAGCUCUUUGGGGAAGUCCUGGAAGAAAGGAAGCUGCUCAGGAUGCCACCAUCCCAUCUCUGAAGAUGCCAGUGACCACCGCCUCCCCCACAAGACUCCCCACUUUCCUUGGCCAACUAAUCAAUGUGCUCCUCUCUGAGCCAUUACUUACCCUCCACCCCACCCCUGGCUCCUUUCCCUAAGAAGCAUGAGGUGAGAGGGAACCUCAGGACAAUUCCUAGAGGUGAGUCCAGCCCCACCUGGGGACCUUCUGAUCUACUUUCUCUGGCUUGACAUUAUGAAGAUGUAUCCCAUGAGUCCUCAGAAGAAAGAAGAACACAGAAAAUCAAAGAGAACAGGAAAGUGAGGAUAGUGGAGGUUAAGUAACUUGAUGACAAGUCACACUAACAUAUUAAAGGUUCUGAAAAGUCCUACAGCAAAGGCACCCCUCUGACGUUGCUUAAUCCAGUCUUCCUAAACCUACAGGGCUAUGGAAACCGUCAGCCCAGAGCGUAAAUGCCACAGAACGAACUCAAGAGAAUGCUGUAACAGAUUUCGUUGCAGGCAAUUGUGUGUAGAACUGGAGUAUGGAGGAGACAGAAGAGGUGAGACAGGGAACUAGCAACAUAUGAUGCCUGUUCCACAUCCCAAGUGGCAUCAGUGACAAUUCUGGGUCCUUUGCAUUUCCGUAUGAAUUUUACAAUCAGCUUGCCCAUUUCCACACAAAAACCCACCUGGGAUUAUGAUAGGAAUGGCGUUGAACGUAUAGAUCAAUUCUCAAAAUAUUGAUUGCUAUCUUAAUAAUUUUAAGGCUGCUGAUCCAUGAUCCUGGAAUGUCUAUUUAUUUAGAACUUCAAUUCUUUUCAGCACAGUUUUGUAGUUUGUAAACGGCCUGCACUCUUUUUGCUAAAUUGAUUCCUAAGUGUUUUAUUCUUCUUGAUGCUGUUGUGAAUGGAACUGUUUUCUUACUGAUGAAUUUAGAACGUGCUCUGCUCUCUGGCACGGUGGGGAUACAGUGGCAUUUGAAGUGGCUCAUCAUCAAGCAUUCUUGAUGAAUCGAGAAUGGUUACAUGUGAUGUAAUCAUGGAUGUUCAAAUGUCAAAGAAUCAGAAUACAGGAAAGCACCACCAGCGACUGAAACCACUGAGUCUUUGAGGAGUCAGAAGGGCCUUUAGAACAUUCCAGCACUUCAGGGCUGGCAUCUUAAUGCCUCCCACAGCACUCCGCCUCCUUUCGUAGUGCCCAUAUCACCCUGCAUCACAAAGAUCUGUUUAUGCCUGUUCCCUCUCCCCACUACUUUCUGAAGAUAAGGACCAUGUCUCACUCUUUUUUGCAUCCUCAGUGUUGAAUAUCAUGCUUGAUGCAUGGCUGAAACUCCGUGCAUACUGACCACAUGCCAGGACAUGAUCUGUGAUAGAGUUAUGAUGAAUAGACUCGAGAGUUCAUACGUGUUGCUGUGGGUUCCAGACAUACCUGUAAUCUGUAAUUGUGCCACCCUGCUGAAAGGGCAGGCCAAAGCCACCAUGUUUGUACUUCUUGACCCCACCCUCCCCUGACCCAAUUUAAUUGGACCAGACUGAAACAAGCACUAAACUGAGCCAAUCAGCUUCCUCUCCUGAGGAUUUGGAAGUCUGACACUGAACAGCUGAGUCAGAUAUGUUUGCAGAGCUGAGCCAUGGUGAGCAGGAGCCAUAUGCACGGUUAGCAUAUGCAGCAGCCACAAGGAGGCAGAAGGAAGCCCGUCUACAGAGAAGGGGGGAAAUGGGGCUAUGGACCCAAAGAGGGGGCUGCCUCGGGCCCUGGUGGCUCCCCAGUUUCCCCUUUCCAUAGAGUGAGGCCAGGCUGCACUUUAUUCCUGAGAUCUUCUUAACCUUUCAGAGGCUGCAAACUGGCGGCCCACCAAUCAAACCUGGCCUGCAGAUGAAUUUUAUUGGGCUCACACAUCAUUUAAAACAUUUUGAUUCAACAUACUAAAAUUUGGAGAUGUCACAUAAAAAUCCAGAUUCCGGUCUUGAAAAUUGGGAGAUCCCACUGUGCAACAAAAUCGGCUAGAACUGAGUAGUAGUCGCUGCCUUUGGAUGGGACCUGUGUUCCUCACUCUGCCACAGUUCUCCGCUUUUCCUGUUCUUCCUUAUUACCUCCAUUUCUCUCAUUUAUGUUCCCUUGUUGUCCCCUGUAAGAAACUAACUACCAACCCUAGCCUUAAAAUAAAGCUGCACUUCUUCAUUUGAAUUAACCUGUGUCUAAUUUCUACUCCUUGCAUUAAAACAGCCUUGAUGAGAACUCAGUGGCAAGGCUCCUCUCCACCCCUUCCCACAGCCAUCGCCUUCCUUCUUCCAUGCUAACAGAAUCCCAAUUUUGUAUUCAGGAGUCUGUGGGUAUCCCUUUGUCCAGUGGGAAGUAGGUCCUUCCUUCCCCUGCCCUAGGGAAGGAUUCAUGCUGGGACAU
Rhinolophus ferrumequinum (greater horseshoe bat) is the source of this 3782-nucleotide messenger RNA. It is a transcript of the gene DAO, whose product is annotated as D-amino acid oxidase. NCBI's taxonomy places the organism in Eukaryota, Metazoa, Chordata, Mammalia, Chiroptera, Rhinolophidae. Gene Ontology annotation, molecular function: FAD binding; D-amino-acid oxidase activity. The record is from RefSeq and is a predicted model, not a curated record. The transcript is spliced from 12 exons. The coding region runs from base 348 to 1418 and encodes 356 amino acids.